Orbicella faveolata is the source of this 817-nucleotide messenger RNA. RefSeq lists its product as uncharacterized. The record is from RefSeq and is a predicted model, not a curated record. NCBI's taxonomy places the organism in Eukaryota, Metazoa, Cnidaria, Anthozoa, Scleractinia, Merulinidae.
CAGACAGUAAAAGACCAAAAUUCUACAACGCUUUUCCUUGAGUGCAUACAGGACAAGUCAAGCUAGCAGAUAUGGACCUAAGAAUUUUACUCGUAUCUUGCCUUGUGGCAUUAGUAUGCGGAAAAUCAAUAGAGGAUAAAGAAAAACGAGAAGCUUAUCCUUGUGGAUAUGGAUGCCCGUCAAUGUGCGCUCCAACUUGCGAACCAACGUGUUGUGCACCCCCUCCACCCCCUCCGCCACCGCCACCACCGCCAUGCCCAGUCCCUGUGCCAAUGCCAGUACCAUGCCCACAGCCAGGACCUCCCGGACAGCCAGGAUGCAUGGGACCUCCUGGCCUUCCCGGAUGCCGUGGAUUUCCCGGUACCCCCGGAUGCAUGGGACCAAUGGGACCAAUGGGCCCUCCCGGACCACCCGGAUGCCCCGGUCUCCCUGCUCCACCUCCACCUCCUUGUCCACCCAUCUGUGUUCAUCACUGUAUGAAGAUCUGUCCUCAACCAUGCUGCGCUCCUCCUCCCCCUGUGUAUAUCCCUCCACCACCACCACCACUCCCUCCCAUGCCAGUUUGUGCCCCAUCGUGCGCGCCUGCCUGCUGUAAAUAAGAAUUAAAAAUAUGCACGAAAAAAUGAUUUAUGGACUUGUCCUGUGGGCAGAACAUCGUUAUUUUGGAUUUGAUUAGGUAAAAAGACUGCUUAUUUUCGUAUUUCAGUCUUUCUAUUGACUUCAAGGCAGAGCGAGACUCGAAAACUACUAGAUUAUUGUUUCUUGUACGAAAACGACAUACCAUGUUAGUUUCCAGUAAAAGUACCGUGUUAUUGUA